Melopsittacus undulatus (budgerigar) is the source of this 3132-nucleotide messenger RNA. It is a transcript of the gene SMAD1, whose product is annotated as SMAD family member 1. The record is from RefSeq and is a predicted model, not a curated record. Gene Ontology annotation, biological process: regulation of transcription by RNA polymerase II; SMAD protein signal transduction; anatomical structure morphogenesis. The transcript has 7 exons. Lineage: Eukaryota; Metazoa; Chordata; Aves; Psittaciformes; Psittaculidae. Gene Ontology annotation, molecular function: RNA polymerase II cis-regulatory region sequence-specific DNA binding; DNA-binding transcription factor activity, RNA polymerase II-specific; I-SMAD binding. The coding region runs from base 455 to 1852 and encodes 465 amino acids. Gene Ontology annotation, cellular component: heteromeric SMAD protein complex.
GUAACCAACCCCUUGCGCCUCUCCCCGUUUAUCGCGCCGGGCGGCGCAGCCUCCGCCGCUCUCCUCCUCCUGCUUUCUCCUUCCCGCCGGGCCGGGCCGGGAAGGGCUGCUCCGCGCCGCGAAGGGAGCGCGGCUCCGCUCGUCUUCCCGGCAUGAUGGCGUCCCUCCGGCAGCCCGGGGGACACCCAGGGCCGCUUGCCAGCCGGCCGUUCCCGGCUCGAAGUUUGGGGGUUCUUUGCCAGAAGGGUUUAGAGUCAUGAGGAGGUUGUGCCUGUCAAGGGGGGAUGUCAGCCCCGCCUUCCUGGGACUGGAGAACUGAAAAGGGGGAAGGACCAGAAUUAUUUGAUACAGGCUGCUUUUAACUACUGACACAAUCUGCUCUACCCUAGUGGUGGUGGAAGAACAGGAGAAUCUCUGCUGCUUGGUUCUGUGGUACCACCACAGUGGGGUCACCAUGAAUGUGACAAGUUUAUUCUCCUUCACCAGCCCAGCAGUGAAGAGGCUGUUGGGAUGGAAGCAGGGGGAUGAAGAAGAAAAAUGGGCAGAAAAGGCUGUUGAUGCAUUAGUGAAAAAACUGAAGAAGAAAAAAGGUGCUAUGGAGGAACUGGAAAAAGCAUUAAGCUGUCCUGGUCAGCCCAGCAACUGUGUCACAAUUCCUCGUUCCUUGGAUGGUAGGCUUCAGGUUUCGCACCGGAAAGGGCUACCACAUGUAAUUUACUGUAGAGUGUGGCGCUGGCCGGACCUUCAGAGCCAUCAUGAACUGAAACCACUGGAAUGCUGUGAGUUUCCCUUUGGUUCAAAACAGAAGGAGGUUUGCAUCAAUCCCUACCACUACAAGCGGGUAGAGAGUCCUGUCCUUCCUCCAGUGUUGGUUCCAAGGCACAGUGAGUACAACCCUCAGCACAGCCUCUUGGCCCAGUUCCGCAACCUGGGACAAAAUGAGCCCCACAUGCCGCACAACGCUACUUUCCCGGACUCUUUUCAGCAACCCAAUAAUCACCCGUUCCCCCACUCGCCCAACAGCAGCUAUCCAAACUCGCCUGGAAGCAGCAGUAGCACCUACCCACAUUCUCCAGCCAGCUCAGACCCUGGAAGUCCUUUCCAGAUGCCAGCUGAUACACCGCCUCCUGCUUACCUGCCUCCGGAAGAUCAGAUGACACAUGAUACCUCCCAGCCAAUGGAUACCAACAUGAUGGCACCUGCAAUUCCCCCUGACAUACACAGAGGAGAUGUUCAGGCAGUUGCUUACGAAGAGCCGAAGCAUUGGUGCUCCAUUGUCUACUAUGAGCUGAAUAAUCGUGUUGGUGAGGCGUUCCAUGCUUCUUCCACCAGUGUCCUGGUGGAUGGCUUCACUGAUCCUUCCAACAACAAGAACAGAUUUUGCCUGGGGCUGCUCUCGAAUGUUAACCGCAACUCCACCAUUGAGAAUACAAGGCGGCAUAUUGGCAAAGGUGUUCAUCUCUAUUAUGUUGGUGGGGAAGUAUAUGCUGAAUGUCUUAGCGACAGCAGUAUCUUUGUGCAAAGUCGGAACUGCAACUACCAUCAUGGGUUCCAUCCCACAACAGUCUGCAAAAUCCCCAGUGGCUGCAGUUUGAAGAUUUUCAAUAAUCAAGAGUUUGCUCAGCUUUUGGCUCAGUCGGUGAACCACGGCUUUGAGACAGUGUAUGAGCUUACGAAGAUGUGCACUCUCCGUAUGAGUUUUGUGAAGGGUUGGGGAGCUGAAUAUCAUCGCCAAGAUGUGACAAGCACUCCAUGCUGGAUAGAGAUACAUCUUCAUGGUCCCCUUCAGUGGCUGGAUAAAGUACUUACUCAGAUGGGCUCUCCUCAUAAUCCUAUUUCUUCAGUGUCUUAAAAGGUCCCAAGCUCCUGCCUUUUGGAAAUAAUUGAGCCUUGCAUGUACUUGAAAGAUGUAUGAGUCAGACACACGCAUUUUUAUUCCCCCUCUCUCCCCACCCCAAACUGGCAACAGCUGAAUAAGAGCCAUGAAAAUACUUGACUUCUGUGACCAACUGUUGGAUUCAGACAAAGAAAAAAAAAACCAACAGCCCUUUGACAUACUGUUGCUAUCAAGAAUUUUAGUUUACAUUGUAAUGUACUAUUGAAAAGUUGAUUUGUGGGGCUUAGAGCAACAGGGACGACCGAGCCAAAACCACAAUCUGUCAGACCGAGCUCCAGAAAGAUCUUCCAGUAGCUGGCACUCUGAGAUUCUCUUUCAAUUUCCUGUUGUUAUCCCCUUGUCCUCUGGGGUGAUGUUGGUGAAGCCUGCUCUUUGCAGGCUCUCUGCAGUACAUUUUAAAACCAUUUGUCUAAGCUGAUGGUUGCUUUUCUCUCUAAAAGGAAAAAAAACCAAGAAAAACAACUCAUAAGGUUUAAUCUCAGUAACUGUGUAAUAACCUUUGAAAUUGUGUCAUGACCAUACUGCUGUAAGAACGUUAGGUAUGUUUUUGCUAAAUGUAUGUACGGUGUAUUUGAAAGUUUAGAAAUUAAUUAGAUUUAGACCAUAAAGGAAUUAGGAAUAUUUGAUGGGGGGGAGGUGGGAGGGGGAAGGGAAAAUGACAACUGAAAUAAAUGUAGGAUAUAUUGUAACCAUAGCUUGUUAGUUUAAACUGAGGUCUGAGUUUUGCUGUGCAUUUCAUUUUUAUAGUGGCUUCGUCUUGUUAAUUCUGACUAAUUUUGCCUCUUCGUUUUCCCCCCAAAAAAUCAUGCAGCUGGCUAAUUCUUUUACCCAUGAAGAGGGCAAAAUGAUUUAUUCCUGCAGUAUGUGAGAUGCAGCUCUAUGUAUUUCAAGACAAAAUUGUAUAGAGUGCUCUUAAACUAUUGAGCGGUUUUAUACAGUUUAUGUAACAGAAGUAGGCUUUUAAUUUUGUAAGAGAAUCUUGUUUUGCCAAACCUAGUAACUGUUGAUUGUUUGGAGGACUUAAAAAUCCCUGUGUGGGUCUAUUUCAAACUUUAAAGAAAACAUAUAUUUUUAAUUUUAUUUUUUUUUUUACUGCUUGGUUUAUUUUCUUCUCAUUGAUCUUUUAUAUUCAUGUAAGCUGUAGUACUUCAAGUACCUUUAUUCCAAAACUAGUGGGUCCUCUUUACUGGAAGUUUUGAAUAAAACCUGUUGUUACUGCUUACAUUUGAUUAAAA